Aplysia californica (California sea hare) is the source of this 372-nucleotide messenger RNA. Its product is annotated as UPF0235 protein C15orf40 homolog. Lineage: Eukaryota; Metazoa; Mollusca; Gastropoda; Aplysiida; Aplysiidae. Bases 1 to 372 code for a protein of 123 amino acids. The record is from RefSeq and is a predicted model, not a curated record. Gene Ontology annotation, cellular component: cytoplasm. The transcript is spliced from 4 exons.
AUGCUCUGGCAUUUCACAAAGAAAGCUGCAUGGAUGAGACAAGCCUCUGAUAAAAUGCCAAAAAGUGCAAGUGGAAAGGCAAAGGCAAAGUUGGGAGGAAAAUCUGCUGUUGCUACAUCUCCUGAAGACGCAAAAUCAACUAGCCCAGUUAAUUCUCGCCCUGAUGGAUCUGUGGAAAUAAAAAUUCUAGCAAAACCAGGAUCAAAGCAUAACAGUAUCACAGGACUGUCAGAGGAAGGUGUAGGAGUGCAGAUUGCAGCUCCCCCUGUUGAUGGAGAGGCUAACACGGAGCUUGUCAAGUACUUGACCAAACUGCUAGCUGUUCGGAAGUCAGACCUCACCUUGGACAAAGUAAUUAUAAAUGAUCAAUAA